Xiphias gladius (swordfish) is the source of this 1965-nucleotide messenger RNA. RefSeq names its product protein ABHD15. The record is from RefSeq and is a predicted model, not a curated record. Bases 192 to 1787 code for a protein of 531 amino acids. The transcript has 3 exons. Lineage: Eukaryota; Metazoa; Chordata; Actinopteri; Istiophoriformes; Xiphiidae. Gene Ontology annotation, molecular function: monoacylglycerol lipase activity; short-chain carboxylesterase activity.
ACAAACUGCAGAAAACAAGACAACUAUGCAGAACAUCUGUCAACUUAUCAGGCCAGACCUUCACACUGGUGCAUGAAGCAACAAGUCGGGAGUUUGGAAAACAUGGGGGUCAAAGGUGACUGAGGAAAUCAUAGCAAAACAUCCCCAGAGAAAACACUGGACUUUGUGUUAAACUAGGAUCCUUUUUACCGAUGGCAUCAUUUGUAUGGGAGUGUUUUUUCUGUUUGCUCCCAUCCUUGUUACUUUUCCUGUCGUGUCUGGCUCUCCGCUGGCCCGGAGCACGCUGCUGGACAAAGCCGGCUGUCCGGGGGGCUGCGGGACCCAGGCUCAUCUGCAAGCCCACUGCGCUGUCCAAGUACCUGCUCCGGCACUGUGGCUCUCUGGCCAGGCCGAGACUGGCCGCCUGGCCCAGGGGAGACCCCCACCUCCAGACUCUGUGCAGCCUGCUGUGUGGACAACUCGGAGACUCGAUACAGUUUACCAGAGAAAAUCUGUUGCUGAGAGACGGGGGAAUUGUAGCCGUGGACUGGGCUGUGGGGACAGGAUUGGGCGAGGCAGCUGGGAGGAAGAGGUGGGAGGGGAGGAAGGAGCAUCAGUCAGGGGGAAAGACGCUGGGCUGCCUCGCCUCGACGCCUCCUGUCCUCCUGCUCAUCCCUCAAUCCUGGGGAGGGAUGACCCCCCACUUGAAGGCGCUGUGCCAUCAGGCCAUGCGCCAGGGCUUUUAUGUGGUGGUGUUUCACCCUCGAGGCACAGCGGGGUGCCCGCUGACCACAGCUCGACUGACUGAGUUUGGAGACCCAGCUGAUCUUGAGCAGGCGGUGGCUUAUGUCCACAGCCGCCACCCAUCCUCUGGGCUUUUCGCAGUGAGUGAGGGUUCAGGCUCAGGGAUGCUUCUUUCCUACUUGGGGGAGUGUGGAUCAGGUACAUACCUGACAGCGGCCGCAGCCAUCUCACCCGUGCUUCUGGGCCAACUCUGGUUUGAAACAGCCAUGCCUCCUAUUUAUCAUUGGGGGGCGCUGUAUCAUCGGAAACUGCAGCUCAGUAGAUACGCAAAUUCCUUCGGUGCAGUCCUGGACGUGGAUCGGGCCCUCGGCUCUUCCUCCCUCAGAGACUUUGAGAAAUCUCUUUUCUGCUCCUCAGCCCAGCUUCAGCCGAGAGCUUCUAGACCUCCAAUCAUCUCUCCAAACUCUGGACUGAGCACAGGAGCUCAUUCCCCGCGGGGCCUGGCACCCUCAGUGGCCUGGGCACUGGGCGAGAGGGCCUACCCGGCCAAGGACUGGGACAGCUACUGGGAGAGGAACGAGCCACUGAGAGAUGCAGAUGAGGUGGCUGUCCCCGUGCUCUGUAUCUGCAGCCGUGACGACCCUCUCCUCCCGCCUGCCUCCACUUUGCCCACCCCCCUUUUCCAGAGCAAUCCUUAUUUCCUUCUGGUGUUGACAGACAAAGGAGGGCACUGCGGAUUCAGUCUGGAAGGCCGAGAAGAGAUGGAGGGAGGGAGGACUGAUAAUGAGGAGGUGGAGGGAGGUAGCUGGAGCCAUAUUGCAGUUCUGGAGUACUUCAGGGUGGUGGCUGAUUUCCUAAAAGGAAGGGAGAGGGAUCGGGCAGGCUGGGUUGGUCCACCAGGAGAAUAUAGUCAGGCUGGGCACAGGAACAGGAGCAGCAACAUGGCCCCUCCUCGCAGGCGGAGAGCCACCAUGAUGAGGAGACCAAGACCACAGGCACCUGGACAGAGCAGUAUGGAUGCAGAAGAAGGGAACUUCACCUGGAGGAGGUCCUAUACACGCUGAGGAGAAAGAGAUGGUGGAGGAUGGGCUCUGCAGAGAAAGACUGUAUUGACUUCGGACAGUGUUUGAGGUUUUGGGUUCAGUCCUUCACACAUCUGGAAAAGAAAAUCAGCUAAAUAAGGGCAGUGGACAGCUGUCGGAAAUUGGACAUUUUGGACAUUUUUUGAGUGCAGAAAAAAAA